Messenger RNA from Crotalus tigris (Tiger rattlesnake), 964 nucleotides. Its product is annotated as kunitz-type serine protease inhibitor PIVL-like. Gene Ontology annotation, molecular function: serine-type endopeptidase inhibitor activity. The record is from RefSeq and is a predicted model, not a curated record. The coding region runs from base 710 to 964 and encodes 84 amino acids. Lineage: Eukaryota; Metazoa; Chordata; Lepidosauria; Squamata; Viperidae. The transcript is spliced from 2 exons.
AGAAUUGUGUGCAGUUUGGGGAGAGGAGGAAGAGGAGGAGAGGAGGAGGAGGACUGUGGGGUCCCUGGUGCUUUUCUUGCAGAUGUUUCAGGACCCAGGUCGGUACUCUCAUCAGUGCUAGAAGGGUGCAGGAUUUGUGGAGAGGAGGAGGAAGAGGAGGAAGAGCAACGUGGUGUUGGAAGCAACUGCCCAUUAUCCCUCUCGUGGGUGUAUCCCAACUCUGUGGCUUCUGUUUUCUUGACCUCUGCUUUGUUUGAGCGCAUAUUUGGACCCUGUAGUUCUUCAUUGGGUUCUGGACUCACACCUUGGCGUGGCUUCCACCUGUGGACUUUGGACCUGGAUUUUGCAGUUUGUCUAGGUGGAUCUGUGGACUUUGAUCCUGGACUUCUGACCAUCUGCCUAAGCUGAGAGUACCAGACACAACAGAACUUUCCUUUUGGCGAGGAUGGGGACCUGGGGAAUAGCACUGGGGACCUGGAGUAUGUGGGGGAGGGAGACCUGAAGUGGACAACAGGGACCUGCCUAGCUUUCCCCAACCGUCCAGCCAAUGCAACUCUCAGGAUUCCCAACCUCUUGUUCAACCAACUGAUGAAAGAGGAAAGAAUUGAAAUUCUCACUCUGUUACUCCAUCCUGCUUCCCGGAUGUGAAAUUCCCAGUGGGGAGAAUAAAUAGAGCGAGCAGCCCGGGUGUGGGGCAGACGGCUUCAUCAUGUCUUCUGGAGGUCUUCUUCUCCUGCUGGGACUCCUCAGCCUCUGGGCAGAGCUGACCCCCGUCUCCAGCCAGGACCGUCCACAACUUUGUUAUCUUCCUCCUGUUCAUGGACCAUGUAAAGGCCAUUUCCAUCACUUCCAUUACCACUCGGCUUCAAACGGAUGUAGAGAAUUUAUUUACGGUGGAUGCCAAGGCAAUGCCAACAAUUUUAAGUCCAGGAAUGAAUGUCUCUAUACCUGUGUUGGUAAGUAG